Juglans microcarpa x Juglans regia is the source of this 516-nucleotide messenger RNA. RefSeq lists its product as uncharacterized. The coding region runs from base 1 to 516 and encodes 171 amino acids. The transcript has a single exon. NCBI's taxonomy places the organism in Eukaryota, Viridiplantae, Streptophyta, Magnoliopsida, Fagales, Juglandaceae. The record is from RefSeq and is a predicted model, not a curated record.
AUGGCAGUACCUUUACCUCCAAAGUUCAAAAUCCCUCAUAUAGAAGCAUAUGACGGGUCAAAAGACCCAUUGGAACACUUAGAGACUUUCAAGGCUCACAUGAUCCUACACGGAUUCCCCAAUGAAGUGGCAUGCAGAGCGUUCCCCAUCACUCUAAAGGGGGCAGCACGGUCGUGGUUCGCUUCCCUACGGCCGGGAACUGUUGACAGCUUCAAUGAGCUGGCACAUCUCUUCUUGACGUAUUUCAUGGCCAGCCGGACAAGGAGAAGACCGGCGGCCUAUCUCCUAACCGUUAAACAAAGGGAUGAUGAGAACCUCAAGUCAUACCUUUGUCGAUUUAACAAAGAGCGUAUGACAACAGAUGACCAAGAUGAAAAGAUCACCUUGGCUGCACUAUUAGGAGGGGUCUGGCCUCGUAACCUCUUCAUGAAGGAGAUCGCUCGGAAGACCCCGACCUCGCUGAGAGAGUUUAUGGACCGCGCAGACGGUUUCAUAAAUGCAGAAGAUACGCUCUGA